Molecule: messenger RNA, 1102 nt
Organism: Linum trigynum
Lineage: Eukaryota; Viridiplantae; Streptophyta; Magnoliopsida; Malpighiales; Linaceae
Source: the annotation of a GenBank genome assembly
AACAUUAAUCACUCGUCGAUCUUCCACUUAUCAUCAUCUCCUCCGAAAAUGGUUCGAGCUGCUUUCUACGACGACAAUGGGCUGAAGAAAGGCGCGUGGAGCAAAGAAGAAGACGAGAAACUGCGGGACUACAUCCUCAGAUACGGCCAUUGGAACUGGCGCGAGCUCCCCAAGUUCGCCGGCUUGUCCAGGUGCGGCAAGAGCUGCAGGCUCCGGUGGAUGAAUUACCUCCGCCCUGACUUGAAGCACGGCCGUUUCACCCAAGAAGAAGACGAUCUCAUCUUCCACCUCUACCAACAGCUCGGAACCAAGUGGUCACUGAUAGCUUCCAAGAUGCCUGGAAGAACGGACAACGAGAUCAAAAACUACUGGCACGCGCAUCUCAAGAAACGAGUAGGGUGGACGAAGAAUGAGAGCAGAUCAACACCUUCAUCAUCCUCGUCAUCACGUCCACAACAUUCCGGCAGUCAAACCCACGUGGAAACCGAUGACGUGGAGGCUGAAGGUACUACUUCAUCACUCGCCAGCAUGGUGAUACUCGAGAGCUCCCCGUUGUCACCGGAGGCCUCUUCGUCCGGUGAGCAGGCUGCCGCCGUUGGAAGUUGGGAAGAUGGUUGUAUGGACGGCGGUUUAUAUGGUCGGCGUGGAACGGCAGAAAGGGGACAGGGUAUCGAUAGUCAUUAUUACCAAAAUUGUUAUGACACAAUAAGUUGUACUAGUGGUGGUGGGGAUUUCUGGAGCGAGCCAUUUGUGGUGGAUGAUAGUACGAUAUACGGUGGAGGAGACAGUUAUAACAGCGACCUGCAGCCAUAUUUUUGGCCGUGGGGAGGAGGCGAUGAGGAUGACGACGUAGAUCUCAUGUACCGAGCGAUGCAAGAGCUUCCAGACACUACUACUACUACGUCCUGUCUCUUGUCACAACAACUUUAAUAAAGUACAGGUGUCCCCAUUAAUUCGUCGGGAUAUAUUCUCGUUAGAAAGAGAACCAUUUUUUUUUUUUUUGUGUGUGUGUGUAAAAGAGCGAGAGGCGUAAAGGGCGUCUUAAAUGGUGAUUAGAUUAGAUCCCCCGGGAUUAGUUAAUUAAUAAUGGAAUUGAAUGUAA